UUAAAAUGAACUCUGUUUCAGACAUCAAGCGGCUCCAUGCAGAUAGAGCCCAACGAAUCCAACCACAUGAUCGUUGAGACGCUGACUGAAAAGGACAGGAAAGAGAGCGAAUUAACUUAUGAAGACUUGGCUCUGCUCUGUGAUUUGUUUUAUUUGCCAUUUGAGCAUGGCGCGCAGGGCUUGCAGCUGUUGCAAGAGUUCCAGUGGUUAAAGUCCAAUGCUCACAUUGUGAUAUCGGCCAAUCAGAGAAAGGAUCAUUCAAAUCCCGAACUGGAGGAAUGGUUUGCAAGGGCGGAAAAAAUGAACGAAAUGAGCGAGGCUGUAAAUCGGCUCUUACUGCACAUGACUGCCUGUAACAAUCGGGAAUUGCUCUACGACCUCUACUCCUAUAUUUGGGAUAUUCGCGGAGUUAUUUCGCUGCUCAAUUCGUACAUCAAGUGGCUGGGGAUUUUUCCUUAUUACUGGACUGAUUAUUCCUGUUUGUUUCUUUCCUGAAGCCAAUGGCCAUUUUCCUUCGUCGAUGCCGUCGUACACCCAGGGGACCUAUACAUGUAUGCAUCGCCCAAUUAGUAUAUGCAGCCGGCCGAAUAGAGGAUCUUGUUUAUGCGUAAAAUAUUUGCUUUUUUUGCGUAAACUAGCGGCGUUAUGCGUAAAUGGUCCUGCUGUAGUUGAAAUGGACAUCUUGGCGAAUGCGCAAAGCGCGGGCAUGAACUCGUAAAGAUGUCCAUUUGUGGGCAGCUUCUUGAUAUGCACGCGUAGGGCUUUUGCUUUGGAAGCAGCGUAAAAGUACUGGACGAUUUUGCGAAAAGAUCCGUCCAGGCAACGGAAGAACUUAACGCAUUAUCAGAAUAUGAAGGCUUUCACGGCUGGUUAAAUCACAUUUAGGAAUGUUUUCC
This is a messenger RNA of Dendroctonus ponderosae (mountain pine beetle), 896 nucleotides long. RefSeq names its product protein O-GlcNAcase-like. The transcript is spliced from 4 exons. Lineage: Eukaryota; Metazoa; Arthropoda; Insecta; Coleoptera; Curculionidae. Gene Ontology annotation, molecular function: beta-N-acetylglucosaminidase activity. The coding region runs from base 37 to 495 and encodes 152 amino acids. The record is from RefSeq and is a predicted model, not a curated record. Gene Ontology annotation, biological process: glycoprotein metabolic process.